Anopheles nili is the source of this 1718-nucleotide messenger RNA. RefSeq names its product zinc transporter ZIP11 (gene Zip48C). The coding region runs from base 377 to 1468 and encodes 363 amino acids. The transcript has 7 exons. Gene Ontology annotation, biological process: zinc ion transmembrane transport. NCBI's taxonomy places the organism in Eukaryota, Metazoa, Arthropoda, Insecta, Diptera, Culicidae. The record is from RefSeq and is a predicted model, not a curated record. Gene Ontology annotation, cellular component: membrane. Gene Ontology annotation, molecular function: zinc ion transmembrane transporter activity.
GUGAAAACAACGUUUGCAUUACCAACAACAUUUGUUAGCAGCUCUGAUUUUGGCGUGUAAUUUCGGAUCUUUCGCUGGUUAUGACGACUCUGAAACAUUUGGCAAAUUAACAGGCUCUUUGCUGAAGUGUGUUAAUUUUGCUUUGUGAAACGUAUACAGGUGGCUGGGGACACGUCUUUAAUAUUUGUGCUAUCGCAUAUGUUCGCUGUUCGGAUCGCAAGAUAAGUUUAACGUGAGUGUUCUUCAGCUCUCUGGUGAUGUAGUGCGCGAUACUGUGGCAUCGAAUCUCAAGUGAAUAGUGCAAAGUGAACUGCACGUUGGUGUAGCGUGGCGGGAAGACAAGAAAUUUUGCAACACAUUCACAUAUAUAUUCACCAUGAUUCAGGGUUAUGGAUCAGUAACACAAGCUCUGUUAGGUACCCUACUAACAUGGGGCUUGACCGCGCUCGGGUCUGGAUUGGUGGUAUUGCUGCGAGGUAAUCAGCGAAAAUCACUCGACAUUUCCCUUGGGUUCGCUGCUGGAGUUAUGAUAGCUGCAUCCUUCUGGUCUCUGCUGGCACCGGCCAUUGAGCUUGCGGAAAGCUCACACAUGUACGGGAGCAAGGGCGAGUUUGCAUUCAUUCCUGUUGCUAUCGGAUUUUUACUGGGUGCUAUCUUUGUUUACGGAACUGACAAAAUAAUUUCAUAUUUGGGUAUCAAUAGUCCGACAAUGAUGAUCGCUUUAACUCAUGCGAACAAAGAUAAGGCGGAUAUUGCAAUGGACGAUCAAGUCCAUUCAGUUGAAUACGGAAAAAGCUCAUAUGCUGGAACAGCAGCAACUGCAGCAGCACAAUCCUCCAAUUCGUUAGCCAUCGGCAUGGACAGCUUCGCUGAUUGCCUUAAUGCACAACAUGACGGUACCAUUUCGCGCAAACGUAGAAAGGGUAGUGCGAUUGCUUCGGUAAAGGAACACCAAUCUGUCUACACUAACAGCAACAGCCAAAGUCAAUUGGAUGCCCAACUUUCUCAGUGGAAGCGUAUUAUGCUGCUAGUUGUUGCCAUUACCGUACACAACAUCCCCGAGGGGCUGGCGGUGGGCGUAAGUUUUGGAGCAAUCGGUACCACGGAAUCGGCUACUUUUGAAGCAGCACGAAAUCUUGCUAUCGGUAUUGGUAUACAAAAUUUUCCAGAAGGUUUAGCGGUCAGUCUGCCAUUACAUGCCGCUGGUUUUAGCCUUGGGAAAAGCUUCUGGUAUGGGCAGCUUUCCGGUAUGGUGGAGCCCAUCUUUGGUGUCCUUGGCGCCGUUGCUGUGAGCCUCGCGACAAUAAUUCUCCCAUAUGCGUUGUCAUUUGCCGCUGGUGCUAUGAUUUAUAUUGUUGCCGACGACAUUUUACCGGAAGCACACGCUAGCGAUAACGGAUUGAUUGCUACCUGGGGUACUAUUGCAGGCUUCGUGGUAAUGAUGUGUCUAGAUGUGGGUCUUGGAUAAGAUGGGACUUGAGUUCGGAUUUAUAGUUUAAUUUGGAAAGCUACAAGAAAUUUAUGACUACGUAAAUGUUUUAUAAUCGUACGACCAAUCGAGCCACAUCCAGAUGUACGUCUCGACAUCAGUGUCCCAGUACAACCAGAUAUGUACUUCGGCGAGUAUUAAACUUAAACGUGAAGGUUAUUUUAUUAUUCAGAAAUGAAUAGGUUAGUUUUUUAGUAGAUGGAUAAGUUUACUAAUAAAAAAACUGUUA